AUGCAUUUUGACGACAAUCCACAUGGGCGCUGGUCGGUGCAGUUGAUGUUGAGUGGUGUGGUGCCAGUCCAGGCGAAGACGGUGGAGAUGAUGAAAAGCUUCGAAUUCUCCUUUAUCUUCGCCAAAAUCGGUUUCUUCACCACUCUCUUCACCAACUUAUUUUUGAUCUACGCUACCGUAUGCCACAUGAGAAGACUCGAUUUCACUUAUAGGACAAUGAUCUCAUUUUUUGGACUAACCGGAUUAAUAUUCUCCGGCUGGGAGUUGAUUUCCAAACCGUUCAUGCAUAAUUUCAACGACUCCAUGAUAUUUUUCAGUCUAAGAACUACAGUAUCCCAGAAAUUUUUCCAAUUCUCGAUUGCGUUCCACGCGGCAAUUUGUGAAGCGAUGAUCGCGAUGAUAUCGAUUCAAUUUGUCUAUCGAUACUUCUCAUUAUUGAGACCGGACUACAGGAAGGAUGAUGGGAAGGGUACGGUAUUCUGGUUACUGUACCCAGUGGUUCCCGGUGUCAUGUACUUUUGCUCGUUUUAUAUUUAUUGUAUGCCUGAUCAGUUUACGGAUGCAUAUUUGAGAACCGAAAUGCUCUCCAGCUAUGGCCUCCAAAUCAUCGACAUUCCUCGUUUCAUUAUCGUCUCUUAUGUAAUUGUGUCAUGUAUCCGUUUAGCUAAAAUCGCAGAAAGCUUCCAGAACACCGAUGACACGAUCCGCUGGAAAAAUAUGGUCUUCCUUAUCCAAGGCUCCGUUAUUCUCGGCUUUCACUAUCUUCUCAUCCUAUUCUACGGCAUUAAAAUGCACUUCCACCUGAAGAAGAAGCUCAACGAGUUCUCAGUGACCACUACUCGCCUUCACAAGCAAGUAUUUCGAGCAUUGGUUGUACAGAUACUGAUCCCAACGGUCAUUUUCAUUUUGCCAUCCGUACCCAUAUUCUUCGGUCCUUUGUUAUCUCCUUUACUCGGGAUUCCUAUAAGCCUGAGAUCCGGAUGGCUCUGCUCGAUAUUCAGUGUCUAUCCGGUAGCUGAUAGUUUGGCUUUUAUGCUGAUCGUGUCGGAAUACAAGAAGAUUUUCGCAGUAAAAUUGAUUGGAGUGUUCGCACCAACUGCCACAUUCUCCGCACAAAGUUUUACAGUGGAUCCGAGGGUUCAUCCUAUGUAA
This is a messenger RNA of Caenorhabditis remanei, 1152 nucleotides long. RefSeq lists its product as uncharacterized. The transcript has 4 exons. The record is from RefSeq and is a predicted model, not a curated record. The coding region runs from base 1 to 1152 and encodes 383 amino acids. Lineage: Eukaryota; Metazoa; Nematoda; Chromadorea; Rhabditida; Rhabditidae.